CCGUGUUUUCUUUGUUUCCACAGCAGUGAGAACAGUGUGAUUCAUGCUGACACGGUUUACAGAUUUACAGAAGGAGACAUCAAGACGCGCAGUGGUUUGCUCAAUGCAAUCUUCAUUACCAGCGGCCUUCCAGACACAACAACUGCACCUCCUACGACACUCCCACCAACUUCAGCUCCCGCUGCACCAAAGAGGUCAGUGAUGGCUGGACUAAGACUGGAGUUCAACACCACAAACCAAACUCUCAGUGCAACUGCGAUAGUCAAACAAUUCACUGCCUUCCUGGCUCCUUAUACAUCUCUGGGAGUCUACACAAUCAACAUCACCAAUAUCACUUACUACAACACAACAGCGAGCUUCUUUGCUGUCAAUAUCAACUUCGUCUUCAGCAACCUGACCGUUCCAGGAGGAGCUAAUUUAACCAAUGAGACUUACAGCACAAUCCAGAACAGCAUGAAUGAGCUGCUUCUUAUAAUUCUUGGAACGCCAAACUACAAGCAAUUCACCUUCCCCCGUGUCAAUGUCAUCAGUAUGAGCAGUGUAAUUCAUGCCAAUACGGUGUACAGAUUUACAGAAGGCGACAUUGAAAUGCGCAGUAGUCUGCUGAAUGACAUUUUCAUCACCAGUGCUCAGCCAUCUCCAACUACACUGGCUCCCCUUAUAAGAAAUGGGAGGGCACUUCUGUUCAUCAGACUGGAGUUCAACACCACAAAGCCAGCUCCUUCUGAGGCGCAGGUGUUGCAAAUAGCUAAUCAAUUCAUUGUCAAUGCCUUUAAGUCACGGGAAACAUACCAAGUGACAUUUGGAAAUGUGUCCUAUGAGAGGAUGAGUGCAAAUUCAUUUGCCAUCAUUCUGGGAUUCAGUAUUGCAAACCUGCCUGUUACAGAUACCUUUCAAUUUAGAAACGAAACGUACACUGAAGUUGAAAGCGCUGUGAACUCCUUGUUGAGCAACAUCCUCGGGCAACCAAAUUCCACCCUGUUCAAGUUCCCUUCCAUCGAUUUCAGAAAUGUGAGCAGUGUGAUUCGUGCCAGUGUGGUGUAUCAAUUCAAAGAUGGAGACAUCUCAGGGCCCAGUGGUUUCCUGAAUAGUAUCCUCAUUCUCAGUGGUGACCUAACUACAACAGUAGCUCCCAGUCCCACUGUCCUCCUGACCUCAUUAACAGCCACCACAGCCAGUAAAGGGGGUUUCCCAGGCUGGGCCCUGGCUAUCAUCAUCCCCUGUGGGAUUGCAAUUAUCCUGGUUCCCCUUUGGAUCCUUUUGUGUUGUCUGCUGUGUGGCUGCUGUGCUGCUUGCAGAAGGAGAUGGCACAGAAGACGAUCAUACCAUGUGCAAUACACAACAAGAAAUGGGCUUUUCUGAGGGGUGUUCCAAAUGUGUCGCACAAAUCUGCCACAGUUACAGUACAACCAUUUUCAUCUCCAGGAAACACUGGUCAGCCUUUUCUUCCUCACUCUUCAAGCAUAACAGCUGAGAACGAAAGUCAAUCCACUGCAGGACGGAAGCACCACAUUGCCUCUUUAAAGCCAUGAAAAACUGCUUCUAGUGCUGACAAUAAGAAUGGCAGCUCCCGUAAUCGAAAAUACCAAUCUGGAAGAUGAAUUUUUGGCAAAAUUAAAAACAUGUUUUUUUGCUGCCAGACACGUAUUGGUAUAUGUUUUUCUCUGUGGACUACAGCCACUAACCACAACCAAAAACUCAGCAAGAAAAUGCUUUCAGUUUUGUUCAUCUUUCUUAAUAUUCUAAACAUAAAGCCUACACAUGACUGUUGUUCCUUCUAGGCACAAUGUUUCUCUUCUGAAAUCCAAGAUGCUUUAUUAUUACCCUUUUUCUCUGCUGAGCAGUCAGGAAAACAUCUGAGUGAAAUUGAAGGAAAUGGAGUUGAUCUCUGAACAAAAUGACCAGUGAGCUGUACUCCCUUGGAUGCUCUCAGGAAGCAGACUGAAGAUCUGAGCUGACUGUUACUCAAUUCUUCCACUUGAACUGUGCCACUUCUAAUGAGACAGGAAGUCUUUUGCAAUUUCUUAUCUAUCUUACUGCACAGCUGGUCAGUGCAGGUUAUUUAUUAUAAGCAGUAAAAGAUAUCAAAGACUUAUUAAGUUACAUACCUGUAUAUGCUUUACUUAUUGCUAGCAGUAUUGUAUUUAUUUUAUAAAGCUCUGCUGAUCACUAUCAUGAAACUGUUUGACACAGAGUAGACCAUGUGAAAGAGCAAUAUUCUCCUAAGGGAAAGAGGGUUAUAAAUUCUAAAUCAAAUUUAUUUUUAUACUAUUUAUUAAAUCAAUGUAUUUAAUGAAUGUAUAGACAAUCUUAUACUACUUAUUAUUUAUUGUUUGGUUGAUUAUUUUCUUGUUAGAUGGAUGCAGUGUACUUCAGAGUGAGGAUCUGUAUUUGCCUGAGUAUGAGUGAUAUGAAAAUAUUUAGAUCAUUAAAUGCAUGCAAAAUAUUA
This is a messenger RNA of Lepisosteus oculatus (spotted gar), 2449 nucleotides long. Lineage: Eukaryota; Metazoa; Chordata; Actinopteri; Semionotiformes; Lepisosteidae. The record is from RefSeq and is a predicted model, not a curated record.